Drosophila rhopaloa is the source of this 2230-nucleotide messenger RNA. It is a transcript of the gene Pect, whose product is annotated as ethanolamine-phosphate cytidylyltransferase. Gene Ontology annotation, biological process: phosphatidylethanolamine biosynthetic process. Lineage: Eukaryota; Metazoa; Arthropoda; Insecta; Diptera; Drosophilidae. Bases 385 to 1569 code for a protein of 394 amino acids. The record is from RefSeq and is a predicted model, not a curated record. The transcript has 7 exons. Gene Ontology annotation, cellular component: cytoplasm. Gene Ontology annotation, molecular function: ethanolamine-phosphate cytidylyltransferase activity.
CACGGUAUUUGCAAUUGCGAGAAAAGAAAUGAAAGAAUUGAAAAAGAGGCAACGGCAACGGCGAACGAAACACAAGUACACCGCACCUACAUCCCGCAGAAGUCGAAGUUCCCAUGCGCCCGCGCUCUGAUAAGGCCUUUCUGAGAAUCUAAGAAACCGAAUCGGAAUCCGAAAACUGAGUAGCUCGGGGAAUAAAUAUAUAGCGGGCGUCGUCGUAGCUCAGAACAAAAUACACCCAGCUCUCGCAGCGUGAACGUCGUCGAUUUCAGUUUCCGCCUUGAAAAUCAACUAAACAUAAAUUUCACUCCCGUCUCUCGUCUAAUGUGCGUCUGCUAGUGUUCUAAAUUAAAGAUUGGAAAAUUCAAUAGUCAAUAAGUCGGCGAAAUGGAAGACAAGCGAGCAAAUGGCGAUGCCACCACCUGCAACGGGCAUUCCAAGGAGAAGGACGUUCGCGUUUGGUGCGACGGAUGCUAUGAUAUGGUGCACUUUGGGCAUGCCAAUUCCCUGCGACAAGCCAAAGCACUUGGCGACAAGGUAAUUGUGGGCAUCCACACCGACGAAGAGAUCACCAAGCACAAGGGACCACCUGUCUUCACCGAGGAGGAGCGCGUCAAGAUGGUGAAAGGCAUCAAAUGGGUCGACGAGGUGGUGCUCGGUGCUCCGUAUGUUACCACACUGGAGGUGCUCGACCAGAACAACUGUGAUUUCUGUGUACACGGCGAUGAUAUUACAAUGACUGCGGAAGGAGUCGACACAUAUCAUUUGGUCAAGUCGGCUAAUCGCUAUAAGGAAGUUAGACGCACUGCUGGCGUUUCGACCACCGAUCUUGUGGGUCGCAUGUUGCUGCUGACACGCAACCACUUCCGUCAGGGAUCCGCCGAAUACGAUAUCGAGAAAGAAGUGAACAUUUUAAAACGACAAAUAAAAUCCCAUCCAGGUUCUUCGAAUAUGGGUCAAGACUCUGCUGCCAAAAGUCCAUGGACCGGGUGUAGUCAGUUCUUGCCAACUACCCAAAAAAUCAUUCAAUUCAGCGAUGGAAAGUCACCAAAUCCCGGCGAUAAGAUUGUUUAUGUGGCUGGCGCCUUUGAUCUGUUCCAUGUGGGUCAUCUGGACUUCCUGGAGAAGGCGAGCAAACUGGGCGACUACCUAAUUGUCGGACUGCACACAGAUCCAGUGGUCAACUCUUACAAGGGCAGCAACUACCCAAUUAUGAAUCUGCAUGAGCGCGUGCUGAGUGUUUUGGCCUGCAAGUUUGUCAAUGAGGUUGUGAUUGGAGCUCCCUACUGCGUCACCGAAGAGUUACUAGAACACUUCAAAAUUGAUGUCGUCUGCCACGGACGCACACCCAUUGCGCUAGAAAAUGGCAAGAGCGAUCCGUACGCCGUGCCCAAGACGCGAGCCAUCUUCGAGCUAAUCGACUCUGGCAACGAGAUGACCACAGAGCGUAUUGUGGAGCGCAUUAUAUCGCAUCGAUUGGAGUACGAGCGUCGCAACCAGGCCAAAGAAAAGAAGGAAAUCGAGGCUUUCGAGGCUCUUCAACGCCAAAAGCAGACCCAGAAGGCGGGCUAGCCGGCACUUGAUUCCGUCCUCUCACACUAGACGGAUGUUUUUAUUUGUUUUAGUUGCAUUCUUUUAGUUUGUUUUGUUUAGUUACCAGUUAUUAGUUAUGUUGCGUUCAAAGCGAUGCGGUCGCUGUCAGAGAUGCCGUACGCCCACUAAAUUUCAAAAAGUCUCGGUCCCAGCGUACCGCUCGCUCGUUUUCUAGUACAAUUAUUGAAUAGCUGCGGGUCGCACAGGCGGCUCUUGGCAAGCCUUAAUGAUAUAUUAAUAAUUAUAUACAUAUAUAUAUAUUUGUAAUACCUUAAUAUAGCAUAUUUAAAAUCUAAAUUUUAUGUAUGUAAGCUCAAAAUUUGUAAAUUCUACUUUGUAUGUGUUGAGAAACAAAUUCAAGUCAUGAUUGAAAUGAGAAUUGUACGAAAUAUAUGUAAGACGAAUAACAAAGAUAAACUGUGACAUGUUAUCCAAAAGGUUGGCAAACAUAUAAUUGUAUAUAUACGGCAAUGUAACGAAAGUAGGAUGACCGGAUCAGGAAAUAACUGCUUUUAUCCAAUGUAAUCUCCGAUACUUUGUCCUUAUUUAUUAAUACAUAUACUUAGUGCAAGUUCAAGUUUUAUGUUUCAAUGUUUAAUCUUAGACUAAAAUACAUGGCCAAAAAUAUUGCAAGCUCCAA